Molecule: messenger RNA, 1266 nt
Organism: Trachymyrmex cornetzi
Lineage: Eukaryota; Metazoa; Arthropoda; Insecta; Hymenoptera; Formicidae
Exons: 3
Coding region: 1-1266 (421 amino acids)
Source: RefSeq, a predicted model, not a curated record
AUGCCAAAAACUCACAGUGAUAAAAAGUAUGUACAAAAGUACAUAAAAAAUUGGGAGUUAGAAUCAGUUUUUGAAGAUUGGUUAAAAUCAUCUGAUGGAUCGCCUGAUGGAAAUUCGAAAAAAGCAUAUUGCACCUUCUGUAGCACAGUUCUCAUCACGCACAAAAAAGGACUUAUCGAACAUGCUGCGUCGAAGAAACACAAGACAUACCUGAAAGAUCAAAAUAUCGUUCAAUUGCCAAAAUUUGAUAAAUUUGCGGAAGUGACUUUGACAGAAAAACGAAAAGUAGUUGAGUUGAAAAUUGCAGUUUAUGUGGCAGAGCAUUCCUCCAUAAAAGCCGUCGAUCAUCUUGCUCUUAUGAUUAAAGAGCUUGAUCAGAAUUCUGAAAUUCUGCGAAACGUAAAGCUACAUCGGACGAAAUGUUCAGCUCUAAUAAAAAAUAUUCUGUCACCUUGUAUCGUACAAGAUCUCCUUAAGGACAUUGGAAAUUCAUAUUAUUCAUUGAUUAUUGACGAAUCUACGACGAUCGACGUGACGAAAAUCCUCUGCCUCAUGAUUCGAUAUUUCAGUCAAUCAAAGAAAAAGAUUAUAACAACUUUUUAUCGCUUGAUUGAAAUGACAGCAGGUACCUCUGAUGCUAUUGUCGAAGCUAUCUUGCAGCAAUUGAAGAGUGAUCAUCUAAAGACGGAAAAACUCUUAGGUCUAGGUGUUGAUGGAGCCAGUGUAAACGUAGGUAUACAUCAUUCGAUGACGACGCUAUUGCGGAAUAUCAAUCCAGAUCUUAUCGUGGUUAAGUGCAUUUGUCGUUCAUUACAUCUUGUAGCCGAAAAGGCUUGUAAAGUCUUACCAAGGCAUCUCGAUUUCAUGGUACGCGAAACACACACGUGGUUCUCUAUUAGUAGUAAACGUCAAAUUGAAUAUGCAAAAAUUUAUUGUAUUCUCAAUGAUAAUGCACCUAAAAAAAUUGUUAAGCUAUCGAAUACCCGAUGGUUAGUGAGGCUCCAGGCUAUUAAUGCCAUUCUCAAUCAAUGGGACGAACUACAGCUGCAUUUUAAAAUUACAGCAAAAUUACAAAAGAGAAUUCCUGAUAAUAUGAAAAUACUUAAUGAAAUAUCAACAUUUGCGCCACAAUUCGCAUCAUCACAGGUAAAAGCUGAUAUCACGGAUAUUGUGAGCAAGUUCAGGCGUACUCUGUGCAAUAAUAUUGAUUCAAUUGUGACUGAGUGGAAUUUGCUUCACAGAGCUGAAGUUACCGAAAUUGUUUGA